Tripterygium wilfordii is the source of this 4202-nucleotide messenger RNA. RefSeq names its product phosphatidate phosphatase PAH2-like. The record is from RefSeq and is a predicted model, not a curated record. Lineage: Eukaryota; Viridiplantae; Streptophyta; Magnoliopsida; Celastrales; Celastraceae. Bases 486 to 3641 code for a protein of 1051 amino acids. The transcript has 11 exons. Gene Ontology annotation, molecular function: phosphatidate phosphatase activity.
AAUGCGAAUAUGCUUUUACUGCACCCAACUUGCUGAUCCUCUUUGCGGUUGAUAUUUAACUGGGUUUGUUCGUUCACGAGCCUGCCUUUCUCAUGUGGCUCUAGACUUCUCUAGCUGGGUUUUGAAUUUUGAUUGGUACUCUGUUGUUUGUUUAUUGAAUUGAGUACUAAAUAUUGGUUUCGAUUCUCAAGGUUUUCUUUUUGGUCUCUUUCUUUCUGGGUUAGGUGAUAAUUGUAUCAAAAGCUAUAAAGGUGAACUAUUUUGGGUUUUGAUCAACUGGGUUCUUCAAUUAUGAUAUGAUUGAAGAAUCUGGGAUUUAUCAGAAUUGAUUUUCAGGAGGUUGUUGAGGCUCUUCCAAGCGCAUCAAAUUCACAUAUUCAUCUUUUUGACUGAUUAAAGGCCUGGCAUUUUUGCAAGAGAUUUUCAAGCUCUUUGAUUAUGAUUCAUUAAUUGAGAUUUUGAGAUCCGGGUAUUGGUUUUAAGCAAUGUUUGCGGUGGAGAGGAUUGGGAGCUAUCUCUCUAGGGGCGUUGUCACGGUCUCUGGGCCCUUUCAUCCUUUUGGUGGAGCUGUGGAUAUCGUUGUAGUGGAACAGCCAGAUGGGAGCUUCAAAUCUUCACCUUGGUAUGUAACUUUUGGGAAAUUUCAAGGAGUUUUGAAGGCGAGGGAGAAGGUAGUUGAUAUUUGUGUCAAUGGAGUUGAAGCUGAUUUCCACAUGUAUCUUGAUCAUAAAGGGCAAGCUUACUUUCUCAAGGAAGUAGUUGGAGAAGAAGGGGAAUCUGGUUGUUUUCCUUCAUCUGGUGAUGAGACAGAUGGACAAUCUGUCAAUAAGAGAGGGCCUAUGAAGUCGAAAAGUUCCAACAUUGAUGCUAGUAAGAGGAAUUCAGAUGACCAGAAUAGUGUACAGAUGGAGAGGACUGUUUCUAGGACCAAUAGCCGCAGGGCAAGGAUGUUUGGGCUUGUAUUUGGAAGGAGUUCAAUCAAGGAGGAUAAUUCUCAAGAGGGAUUUGGUGGUGCUGUAGUGAGGAUAAGUUCAUUAGAGCGGGCUGAAAUUGCGGCUGACCUCUUAGAGGUGAAGUGGUCUACCAAUCUUGCCACCGGUGGGCCAAUGAAAGACAAUGGCUCUCUGUACACUUCUGCCAAUGCCCUGGACGGUAAGUCCCAUAAAGUUAUCCCUAUUAAUGAGGAACAAAGCCAGGUGGGCUCACCUGUGUGUGAUACCAUCAGAAAUAGUGUGGACCAUUCUGAAAUGGAUGAGGAGAUUGAUAUAAGAAAUGAAGAAACAUGCAGCAUUUCUCACUCUAGCUAUGAGAACCUGGAACAAUUGGUUGGACAAGCUAGCACAGAAAAGCAAUGUUUAAGACCAGACAUCGAGGCUUCCAUAGUCAGAGAAGUUCUUGAAGGAGUAACUGAGGUGCUGUCCGAAAUUUCAGGAAAGAUAGAUGAGUCUAUCAUGGGGAAUGCUGACAAUGAUGAAAAUCCUAAAGGCGAUGUUUCUGAGAUCAGUGUUCAUGAUUCAGAAAUUCCAUAUGUGCUUGAAGCAUAUGCUGCCAAGCAAUUCAACAAAGAACAGGCAUGUGACGAACAGAAUAUUGUUUUAUCAGGUGGCAGCAUUUUUGAGGAGGAAAGGGAAUCAGAAAGAGUGCAAUCCUUUAUUUACUGUGAAACAUCAGGGAGCUCAACAAUGGAAUUGCAUGGCGUUGGUGAACAAAUGCAAGAAACAGUGUACUUUUCCUGUGGUGAUCAUGGAGAAGUCCAUGUCGGUACUGAAACUCUGCAUGUGGCUUCUGAGCUACUAGCUGAGGAAACAAUGACUGAGGGAACUGAGGAUAUUGAAUUUGAGGUGGACCGCCAGAAUGUUUCUGAGCUUUCUUCUCAACAAGAAAAUACAUCUCCUUCCUUCUUAUAUGACAGUAAGAAGAUGAACCUUAAAGUGCCACUGACACUGUCAGAAUCCUACACUGAAAUAUGCAGCCAUGAACCUGUAUGUGAUUCAGCUGAAGGAGCCAAUUCACACAGAGUCACAAACUUGGAUCAUCAAUUUCAUGUUGAAAAAACCAACAUAGAGGAAACUAGCGCAAAUCAGCUCGAACAGACUUCUUUGAAGGCUGUUGAUGAUUCUCAAACAUGUUACAGUAAUUAUGUCCAGAGAAGGGAAUUUAAUAUCCCACCAUCGGACAGUUUGGAGGAAGAACAAUUCCUUUUCAGUGAUCUUGAUGAACCUAAACUCAGCGAGGUUCAGCCUACAGAGCUGAUUAUUCUGGAUGAUGUAGAUAAAGAAAAUGAUCGAUCAUUUCGUCUUCAGGGCAUUAUGGAAGUGGAUGACAUGGUCAAUAUUGAUGAAUGUCAUUCAUCUCCAGACAAAUUUGUGGAGCAUACAUCGAUUGAUCUUGAAAAUUCAACUCCAAACUCAAAGGUGACAUCAAGUUUAGUUAACAUUCCUCGAACUCCUGUGGGCACUGAUAAAGAAGCUGCACGACUGGCGAAAUCAUUGCCCAAUAUGUGGUCGCAAGUUGGCAAUUCAGAGCCACAAGAACUUCACCCUCCUUUAAGCCAUUCCCUGGACUCAAAUUCCAAGUCCUUGAAGUGGACAUUACACUCGAGCUGUAUAGAGUCUGAUGUAGGGAAGGAAAACCAAUUGCCCAAGGAAGAUUCUGAUAUAAAUGCCAAUGAUUCGGGAGAUUUAAAAAAUGCAGUUUUGGACCAUACAAUUGGGGAUCCAUUGAAAGAAUUUGCCCCAAAUGGAAGCUGGAAAAUUUGGCCAUUCUCAUUUAAAAGAUCAAAAUCUUGUGAGACGGUGCAGCCAUCUCUGAAUGAUGCAAGGAUUUCAGAUGCCGAUAAACUUUCAGAGAGCACUACUGGUGCUGAGAAGGUGAUAAAAAAGAAGGUAAAAGCCAAAACUCCAUCAUCUGAACAGCUGGCAUCCUUGAACCUUAAGGAGGGUAGUAACUGCGUAACCUUCACAUUUUCCACUGCGAUGCUGGGAAGGCAGCAGGUUGAUGCCAGAAUUUAUUUGUGGAAAUGGAACACUCGCAUAGUAAUAUCGGAUGUUGAUGGAACAAUUACAAAAUCUGAUGUUCUAGGACAGUUCAUGCCUUUGGUCGGAGUAGAUUGGUCACAAACGGGUGUUACAAAUUUAUUUUCUGCCAUCAAGGAAAAUGGAUAUCAAUUGCUUUUUCUUAGUGCACGUGCAAUAUCUCAGGCCUACCACACAAGGAGAUUUCUAGUGAAUCUCAAGCAGAAUGGAAAGGCUUUACCAGAUGGACCUGUUGUUAUAUCCCCAGAUGGACUCUUUCCUUCAUUAUUCCGAGAAGUCAUUAGAAGGGCUCCUCAUGAGUUCAAGAUCGCAUGCUUAGAGGAUAUUAAAGCAUUGUUUCCUCCUGAUUGCAAUCCAUUCUACGCUGGAUUUGGCAACAGACACACCGAUGAAAUCAGUUACCUGAAGGUUGGAAUCCCAAUGGGAAAAAUCUUCAUCAUCAAUCCCAAGGGUGAGGUUGCCGUGCACAGACGUGUUGACACAAAAUCAUAUUCAUUGCUUCAUGCUUUUGUGAAUGGCAUGUUUCCGCCCACGGCAUCAUCUGAAAGGGAGGAUUUUAACUCAUGGAAUUUUUGGAAACUGCCACCUCCUUCGAUUGAUAUUUGAAGGUGUCAGCCAGAGGUUAUUGGUUGGACCUUCUAAAUAUUGAGACGCGCAGGAAACUCACCAUAAAUUGAGAUGCGCAGGAAACUCGCCAUACUCAUCCUCGUUAUUGCAAGGUACGACCAUAUAUACGAGGUUGUGUGUUUCAUUUUCUUAUACUCCUUUGUGCGAGGAAUAGGCAGGUCGUGUAUGACAAUGGCUGACAAGAAAGUCCCUCUGUCAUUCUGUAUACUUCGCAGGCUCUAGUUUUGGCGGCGUGAAAGUAAUUUAUCGAAGAUUUAGUACAUAGAAGUUGAAUCCAUCGUACCAUGCGUAUUUUGUUGUACAAUCAGUUCAAUUUUCAGUUUAUUAGUGUGUUCAUGUAAUCAGGGUAACAUUUACACGUCUAAUCAUAUAUCGGAAUCCUCAUUGAGGCGAUGUGCAUAGUGCAUUCCCGCGAAGGUUGACAUCGUUCUCGAAUGUACAGAUUUUUCUUGCUUUCUACCGGAUUUAUUUAUACAUACCAGUGUACAUAUGCGCAUUUAAGCUAUACAUGGACGGCAUAUAUGAAUCCAAUUUUUCGUA